Molecule: messenger RNA, 2943 nt
Organism: Dendroctonus ponderosae (mountain pine beetle)
Lineage: Eukaryota; Metazoa; Arthropoda; Insecta; Coleoptera; Curculionidae
Product: ankyrin-1
Exons: 10
Coding region: 401-1792 (463 amino acids)
Molecular function (GO): protein binding
Source: RefSeq, a predicted model, not a curated record
AUCCGUUUCUGAAAGACUCGCUUGUGCCCGAUGUGAAAAUACGGUCUUUGCCAAGUAUGCGUUUGAUGGGGCUUGAAAAAGCCAAAAAUGUAUUUCCAAAAAGUAGCGUCUUAUGAUGGCAACGAUAAAUAGCAUGUGUUAGGAAAAUUCGGACGUUCGAGGCGAAAAAUCCUGAGUAUAAAUAGACUCUUGGUAAUUUUUGCACGUAGUUUGACGUAGAAAGCACACUGAUCGGUGCCAGAGUGGAUUCCGCAUUGGAUUUUAGUCCAGCUUGGUGUACUGCGUUGUUUUCCAUAGUGUUUACGGCGAAACAAAAAAGUUCCUACUAUUAGCUGAUUAGGGGAGGAAAGUUGUGAAACAUUGAAGUUCAGUGACUCCGGUUCCACCAGCAACAAAGAACAUGCCGACAGAAUGCAUCGCCAAUCCCCUGCAGAGGGAGUUAGCAGAUUCUAUAAUUCGCAUGGUGCCUCUAGACGAGAUAAGGAUUUUACUGGCAUGUGGCGCAAAGGUGAAUGAGCCAGUGACUCAAGGAUUGAUGCCCUUGCAUUACGCGAUUUGGCAAAAAUACUACGAGGCGGCUCAACUGCUGCUUACCAGAGGAAGUGAUGUGAAUGCAACUGAUGAAUGUGGAUACAGUCCAUUGCAUCUAAGUGCUGAACAUGGCUACACUGAAUUUGUGCGCCUCCUACUGAAAUCUGGAGCCAAAGUUGACUAUCGGCCAGACACCAGGGAUGAGUUUCCGAAGACUACGCAUUGUGAUGAACCUUUAAGACUGGCCAUUAGGAAUAAGCACAAAGAUAUCGCUAGGUUGUUAUUGGAACAUGGAGCGGACCCCAAUAAGCGCUACUUUUUUGGAUCCGAAAUCAACUUGGUCAGCGACUUGGACUUUUUGGAACUGUUGCUUACUUUCGGCGCAAACCCGGACAGUAGGGAUAGAUCAGGAUUAACACCUCUGAUGAAGGCGGUUCGGCAGGCAAACAAUAUGGAAGCGGUUCUUCUGCUGUUGAAGCAUGGAGCUGAUGUUAAUGCCAUCGCUGAUCAACGACAUGAUUAUAGAACGGUUCUUCACUAUGCCGUCCUAUCUGGAAACACCGACAUCAUCAACCUCGUGAUCAAACAAGGAGCCAAGCUGAAUUACGAUGAAGACUUUGACCUGGGCAAGCCCAGUCCCCUGGAUUUGGCUAUUUUGAAAGGAGAUCCCAAAAUAGUUGAACUGCUCAUCCGCUCAGGAGCAAAUGUGAACUGCAGUUCCCCUAUCAUUGGAUCGCCUUUACAUGUAGCUUCUUCUGAAGGAAUACCGAACAGGUCUGAUAUCUUGAAGAUGCUUUUGCAAGCUGGCGCUGAUCCGAACUUGAAAGUAUUCACCGAUGAAUACGAUCACAGUUCGCAACUGAGGCCUGUUCUUGUAGAGUACAUAGCCAGCAACGAGUGUCCCAGUUUUGCAGUCAUUAAUAUGCUGAUCAAAUAUGGAUCACGGGUGGUAAUGAAGACCCAAUUUCGAGACCCCGAAGGCAUGCUGAACUGCCUUCACAACGUCGUUUCGAACGAGUCGAUAUUUUUCCUUCUCCUUGAAGCGUGCGAAGCUUUCGACCCGUGCAUGAUCAGAAGAAACCAAGUGGUUACGCAUAGCCAGAAAACCAAACUCCUGGACCUGGCAAAGUAUCCUCUAACUCUGAAGAAGCAAAUCCGAUUAUACAUGAGGAAACUGAUGGGGUCGAGGCUCAUGCACAUUGCAGGCGGGUUCGACAUCCCCAUCUGCUUGAAGAAAUAUCUUCUGUUCGACUACAGCUGAGUCACGAUCAGCCAGAAUCACGGUGAUCGAUUUGUGAUGGUUUAUAAAUUUGAUUAUUUCGACGAUUUGUUUGGGUCGCAGGCUUUACAGCCUGUACUUUUGUAACAGAAACUAUGUUUCUAAGAUUUUUAUUGGUAAAGUAUAAAGGUAAUUCAGCGGCCCCCAUUAGGCUAAAAGCCUAAAGGUUUGUGCCUUUUGGGGGUCUUGUGAUGAUAGAUGGCCACUUUCGAUGUUUGGACUAACUGUAAACUAACACUUUUGCCGAUGUAAUGUUUUCCCAUAGAGGAAUGUAAAGUCGUUUAAUGUAAUUUUAUUCAAUAUUAACAGUUACCCCGAAUAAGUACUAAAUGCUUUAAAUUUUAAAGUUUCCAAUAACUCUCGCCUUUGCUUACUUUUGCGCUUCUCAACCUUGAAUAACUGCUUCAGACCUAAUACUUCUUUAAUGCAUACUUAGAGCAAAGAUAACAUAGAAUUUUAAUGUCUUUUCCUCGCGUUUUUUCUCUUGCCCUGCUUAUUCUGGAACCCCCUAAUUCAACCGCAAAUUAAAGAGUAAUCUUUCCCGAAAAAUGCAAAUAAAAAUCGUAUUUUAACGAUCGCCAAACAGCCGUUCCAUUGGCUUACUACCUACUUAACAAAUAUUUUUGCAGCACGCUUAUAAUUGAAAUUCUGCCAUUAUGUAACCACAUGCAUACUUGAAAGCUAUUAACAGCUAUUGAUGACUGAAUCACUCACUGCCGCUCUAAAAAUGCACCAAAACAAAGAUCCUCGAAAUAACCCAUAGAGAAUGUCUUAAAAUAACAAUAUUAGUUAUUAGGUAAGCCAAAAUGGGAUUGUUUACACAGAAUAAUAAGUUAUAGUAUUUAUUUUGGUUGUGUACUAACGGAACGUAUGUAUCGUUUUUAUAAUAUCCCUGAUGAAACUAACGUAUUUUAAUUUUUUUUAAGUGGUCAUCUACAAAAUAAAAUUAAAUUUUUUGAAGAAAACUCUUGCAGCUUCAAAGCAGUCACAACGAACAUUCAUAGAAGGAACCUGAUAAUUCCUCUUAAUUGGUAUUAUUCAUUUAGUUUUAAUUUUUUCUAUGGUAGUUUUAUAUAUUUCUAUCCAUACUCUUUGUAUAUUUGUACUGACGAAAUAAAUUGUAAAAUAAACAA